Lachancea dasiensis is the source of this 870-nucleotide messenger RNA. The record is from the annotation of a GenBank genome assembly. Lineage: Eukaryota; Fungi; Ascomycota; Saccharomycetes; Saccharomycetales; Saccharomycetaceae.
AUGCAUUUUGUGCGUGGAUUUUCGACCAGUCAAGGGACUUAUAAGUCUGCAUGCUCGCUCGUGAAACCAGUGCAUCAUUUGGUGAAGGUCGACAAAUCCAAGCUCUCGCCAAGAUUCGAGGGCCUAAAAUAUGACAAGAACGAUAUCAGAUCGCCAGCAUUCAGGCCGGUUGCUACACAUCAGGACAGAGUCAGUGACUACUACCAUGACACACUUCAGUCUGAUCUCCUUCUGAUCAAUUACUCACACAAGGCAGAGGUGAAAAAAGGUGUGAAGAACAGAACAUGGGACUAUUCUAGUCCAUACCAUGUGAACAGACAGGUCAGGAAACCCAAAGGUUCAGAAAUACAGCUUCCCGAUAUCAAACCGAUUAAGUGGCAUAAUAUCCCGGCCAUCGAGUCUGUAGUGAUAAAUUGCUAUGUGAAGGAAGCUAGAGAAAACCAAUUGUUGCCCAUCAGCGCCGGUCUGCAGUUACAACAACUCACGGGCUGUAAACCUCGUCCCGUUUACUCGAGAACAGAUGUUCCUACCUGGAAAGUGAGGAGAGGUACUCACAUGGGAGCGAAAGUUGAGCUCAAGGGCCGUCCCAUGGCUCAGUUUUUGAGCACAUUGACUGAAAUUGUGCUACCAAGGAAAAGAGAGUACAAGGGUAUUAGCAACAAGUCUGGUAGCCGCUUUGGAAGUAUCUCUUUCGGCCUGACCUCUGAAGACGUCAAGUUUUUUCCCGAAAUUGAAUCAAACCAAGAUCUGUGGCCCAAGACCUUUGGUAUGCAUAUCAAUAUCAACUCAUCUGCUCAGAACGAUGUCCAAGCCAGAACCCUGAUCAGUGCUUUCGGACUUCCAUUUCACGGUCCUGAGAAACUAAGAUGA